AUGACAGAUCUGAAACAGGUGAUUCCAUUAGAAUCAAACCCGUCAAUAUUCACAGAUCUUUCUCACAAAUUGGGUCUUUCACCAAUAUUACAAUUUCAUGAUGUCUAUUCACUAACUGAUCCCGAGCUUUUGUCAUUUUUGCCCCAACCCAUAUUUGGGAUCAUCCUAUUAUUCCCAUUGACUCCUAAUUACGAAGCUUAUAGAAAAGAAAAAGACGCAGAGGCUGAAUCUUACGAGACGAUGAAGAACAGGGACGUAUAUUGGUUUAAACAAACAAUUGGAAACGGGUGUGGGUUGUAUGCAUUAUUACACUUGUUAGCCAACAUCCUGCCUGAUUUGAUAUUAAGUCACCUGAAAAUAAAUGAUUUGGCUACCAAGAUUCAAGGCAGGAAUUUAUCUGUGGAGGAGAUGAGCCUAAUUGUUGAAGAUUUGGAAAAGAGUAUCAAACUAGACGAUGAAUUUGGUUCUAAAGGACAAACCGAAGCACCUUCGCCAGGGGAUGCAGUUGAUCUUCAUUUCAUCAGCUUCAUCAAAGGAAAAGAUAACCAUUUGUAUGAGUUGGAUGGAAGACGAAAAGGGCCAAUUGAUUUGGGGGAGGUGAGUGAUUCGGGCAAAGAGAGCAUUAUUAAUGAGCAGAAAUUGACUGACAAAAUCCAGUUUUACAUCGACAAUGCGGAUGAAAAGAACAAGCACAAUUUUGCCUUAAUGGCAUUGGGACCAACUUUAGAUUAG
Messenger RNA from Lodderomyces parapsilosis, 732 nucleotides. Its product is annotated as ubiquitin-specific protease. Bases 1 to 732 code for a protein of 243 amino acids. The transcript has a single exon. Gene Ontology annotation, biological process: ubiquitin-dependent protein catabolic process; protein deubiquitination. Gene Ontology annotation, cellular component: cytoplasm. Gene Ontology annotation, molecular function: cysteine-type deubiquitinase activity. Lineage: Eukaryota; Fungi; Ascomycota; Pichiomycetes; Serinales; Debaryomycetaceae. The record is from RefSeq and is a predicted model, not a curated record.